AUGACCGAGGGACAAGCAAUGGCCACUGCAAUUGCAAUCACAAGCAAUCUGCCGAAUUGGGCACUUAUUGACGAAAUCUCAAUCCCUCUACUCGAAACGGGCGUUGGCACACUUCCAGUACUCCAAGCAGCCCUUCCAACGAUACUUUCCAUCAGUCAAGACGAAGAAAAAUUGAAUGAUCGUUACUGGAAAGUGUUGAGGAUUGCACAACUCCAAAUUGAGCAUUUAUUGGAACUUUUGAAACACAUGGAGAAGUUGGAAUCUGAAAACGAGGCAAAAGUGUUGAAGAAGAAGAAUAUGAUUUCUGAGGAAAGCAAAACUUCAGGAGGAUCAAUAGAGAACUCGGAGAAAUUUAAGUGUGCCGACUGUGGAAAAGUCUUUCUCAAUGACACUUUCUUAACAUCUCACUUCGAAAGACGACAUCCAAAAUCCGUUCAGCAUUCUGUAUCGGAAUAA
Molecule: messenger RNA, 456 nt
Organism: Caenorhabditis briggsae
Lineage: Eukaryota; Metazoa; Nematoda; Chromadorea; Rhabditida; Rhabditidae
Exons: 4
Coding region: 1-456 (151 amino acids)
Source: RefSeq, a predicted model, not a curated record